Molecule: messenger RNA, 938 nt
Organism: Schistosoma margrebowiei
Lineage: Eukaryota; Metazoa; Platyhelminthes; Trematoda; Strigeidida; Schistosomatidae
Source: the annotation of a GenBank genome assembly
UGAAAAUGAUACAGCGAACCAGUCAGAUGGAAUUCAAAUUCUGUCGAUGAAUCCAAACUUGCUGAAAAACAAUGAUGAAUGAGGAAAGAAAUAGGCAUGUGAAUGAAUAUUUAAUGUCUUAUGUAAUCAAUGUAGUUAUUUAUCUCCGUCAGUGUAUUAUUGAGAACUCUUACUUAUUUCAGUUAAACGUGGAAUUAGUGAUUGUGGAAGGUGAGUUUUCAAAGGUGAAUUGUUGAAUAAUCACCAUCGCGGAUAAUUAAACGGUGAUGAAAUUGGCAUUUGAUAAUGUGUCAAAUGUAACCUGUCAGGAUAAUUCUACUUGCAUAUUUUUUUGGUAUACAGAUCCAGUUGUUCUCAGUGCAAUCAUAUUAACAUUGAUAGGUUUAUUUGUCGGAUUAUUAAUCAUAUUGAUUAAGAAACUACAUUCUACAUCCAUAAUGAACAGUAUCAUCAUGGUUAUAACGUUGAUAAUUUUGAUCAUUGAUGUUGCGUUACUGAAUUUACAUACAAAAUGGUAUGAAAUAAUUAUUUCUGUAACUGUGGAUACCACGUUGACCAGCUUAGCGAUUUCAUUGGGUGUGAAGCUACGAGUUCCAGAAGGGAAAUUGGAGAUAAUCUUGUUCUCGAUGUGGUGUGUGUUUGGGGGAAUCGGAAUCAUUUUAUUGAUUGUAGGGGCGGCACUUUUCAACUAUAUUGUACUAGGUGUAUCCUGGAUUUUUUGGUGCUGUAUAAUGGUAAUUGUGAUUUUAUACACAGCAUAUUAUUUGGAUAGAUGCAGUGAAAAACAGUUUUGUGGUGUAAUGUACAUUAUUUUCUUACGGUCUUAUGAAUAUAUCGCACUAAAUAUCAGUUUACAAUUUUGUUUAAAUUCAUUCAUCGACUGUCAUCCGUGCACUAAGAUAAUGAAUAACUCAAUGAUUGGACAUUAUGAAUAGAUG